Lates calcarifer (barramundi perch) is the source of this 7306-nucleotide messenger RNA. RefSeq names its product glypican-6. The transcript is spliced from 10 exons. Bases 657 to 2369 code for a protein of 570 amino acids. Gene Ontology annotation, cellular component: plasma membrane; synapse; cell surface. Lineage: Eukaryota; Metazoa; Chordata; Actinopteri; Centropomidae. The record is from RefSeq and is a predicted model, not a curated record. Gene Ontology annotation, biological process: regulation of signal transduction; cell migration; regulation of protein localization to membrane.
AUUAACCUGGGACUGAUUAAAAUCCACGAAAAAUAAUCUCAUGUGUUUUUGGUCCGUGUGUCGUUCUCUUCCGCCGACGCGACCUCCGGGUCCCCCCGCGCCUCCAACAACACGUGUCUACACUCUAAUGUGCCUCUGGUGCGCAUUACCAAGGAUGCAUAAAGGCGGAGGACAGUACGCGCCCCUGGAUGCGAGCAGCUGAAGUCGCAGCCACUCCACUCCGUGUUUUGCCCUGCCCUUGUGCGUUCAUCUCGCUGUGCAGCGUGUGUCUCUCCUCGGUUUGCAUUUCGCUUUUCCUCGCGCCGACACAAACACAGGGGUCCUCCUGUUCUGUGUGUGUGCGGGAGAAGUUGUUGGCACAGAGAGCACCAGGUAGCCAAGUGUCUUCUUCGGGAACGGAUUUGUUCAAGCCGGGAGCAAUCGGACUCACCGGGUUCCUUUUUUUUCUUUCUUUGAGGGGGAAGAUAUGAAGCUUUUGCGAUGAGGUGGACGUACCAGUGCCUAAAGUGAGGAGUGAUUUUUUUCUGUUUUAAUCAACAUCUGACAUCGCGCCCAGUGGAGAGAUCUUUCAGUCACCCCCUCUGGAUUUCUUUCAUUCUGACGGAUCUCGCAUUUCCAACCUCUCUUGUGAAAAAACAUUACCAAGGAUUUCACUGAUGUAUGCGAUGUGGAGACUGCAAGUCGCCUUAUGCACUCUGUCGUUGCUGUCCCUGUCAUCUGGUGGUGAAAGCAAAGCGCGGAGCUGUAGCGAGGUUAGACAAGCUUAUAACGCUAAAGGAUUCAGCCUCGUCAAUGUACCUCAUCAGGAAAUAUCAGGUGAGCACCUGCGUGUCUGUCCUCAGGGAUACACCUGCUGCACGUCCGAGAUGGAGGACAAACUCAACCAGCAGAGCAAACUGGAGUUCGAGAACUUGGUCGAGGAGAGCAGCCACAAUAUGAGGACGACAUUUGUCUCGAGGCAUAAAAAGUUUGACGAGUUUUUCUUGGAGCUGCUGGACAAUUCUGAGAAGUCUCUAAACAGUAUGUUCACGCGGACAUACGGGAAGCUGUAUAUGCAGAACUCGGAGGUGUUCCAGGACCUGUUCACUGAGCUUAAGCGCUACUACACAGGGGGCAACGUCAACCUGGAAGAGAUGCUGAAUGACUUCUGGUCCAGGCUGCUUGAGCGCAUGUUCCAGUUACUCAACUCCCAGUACCACUUCACAGACGACUACCUGGAGUGCAUCAGUAAAUACACAGAUCAGCUGAAGCCGUUUGGGGAUGUGCCCAGGAAACUCAAGGCUCAGGUCACCAGAGCCUUCAUCGCUGCACGGACUUUUGUCCAGGGGCUAAUGGUGGGUCGGGAGGUUGCCAACAGGGUCGCCAAGGUGAAUGUAGUCCCAGCGUGUGUCAGAGCCCUGACCAAGAUGCUGUACUGCCCAUACUGUCGUGGCAUGCCUGGACUGAAACCCUGUCACAACUACUGCCACAACGUGAUGAGGGGCUGUCUGGCGAACCAAGCAGACCUGGAUCCUGAAUGGAACCUCUUCAUCGAUGCUAUGUUACUGGUGGCAGACAGACUUGAGGGACCCUUCAACAUUGAAGCGGUUAUAGAGCCAAUCGACAUCAAGAUCUCUGAGGCUAUCAUGACCAUGCAGGACAACAGCAUGCAAGUGUCAGCCAAGGUUUUUCAAGGGUGUGGCCAACCAAAGCCAUCAGGAAUAGGAAGGUCUGCACGUGGCAUCUCAGAUGUGUUCAGUGCUCGCUUCAGACCCUACACCCCUGAAGAGAGGCCAACUACUGCAGCUGGAACAAGCCUGGAUAGACUGAGGGUUGUCUGGAGGACAAUGCAACACAGUGUGAUUGACAUCAAAGAGAAGCUGAAGGAGUCCAGGAGGUUCUGGUCCAACCUGCCAGACGACAUCUGUGCCAAGGGCAAGCUCACAGAGUCUGACGAGGAGCAGUGCUGGAACAGCCACACUAAGGGCAGGUAUUUCCCUGAGGUGGUGAAGGAGGGUCUAACCAACCAAGUGAACAACCCAGAGGUGGAUGUGGAUAUCACCAGGCCUGACACGCUGAUUCGGCAGCAGAUCAUGGCUCUACGUGUCAUGACCAACAAGCUAAGGAACGCCUACAAUGGAAAUGACAUCUACUUCCAGGACUCCAGUGAUGAGGGCAGUAGUUCUGGCAGUGGCAGCGGCUGCUCUGACGGCUGCACGACAGAGUUUGUCUUUGUUGGAACAGAGGCUCCAGUAAUCGGAGCUGACAGGAGCGAUGAACGCGCAGCAGCAGCCGCCGCAGGCAAGUCGCUUUCCUGUGGACCCUCCCUACUGCUGGUGAUGGCUGCCCUCUCACUCCCACUUUGGGCAAUGCAGACUCAAUUGAGAUAAUAUACGAGUGUGGCCUGAUCACUGACUUUUAUGCUGUUACAUACAGUAUGUUCAACAGCAAGUUCUACUGCUGUUCCCUCACUGGACAUGUAGAACCUCCUGGAAACCUGUUGAGAAUGGCUUACUGUAUGGUAGGACUGGAAGUGAGUGCAGUGCUGCAUCCUGCUCGUCCCCCAAAGAAUGCUCGGUGCCAUCACUGAACCAGCUUUCACAUCUCUGAAGAAAAAAAAAAAAAAAGAUAAUGUGGUGUUUUCUCAUUAUUCUGAGGUGGAUUUUGAAAAACAUGCUUCUCUUUUAGAAAGUGACACCAUCCUGAGAUGGCUCUGUCAGUGAUUUUUCAGAUAAAGGGGAAUCUAUUUUUCUUUUCCUUUGUAUGAUGAAGUUGUGAAAACGAGACACUCAUCUUAUCCUAUUAGUCUUUUCCCUGUCAGACAAAAGGAGAAAGUCUUACUGUGUGCAUGCGUGGAAAUGAUGUUAACUGACAAAAACAUUUUUUGUUUUUUUGUUUUUAAAUGCAGGCUACACAGUUUUGGAUUGGUUGGUACAGGAUUGUACAGUGCUAGCAGUUCUCCUUGUUUCCCGUUUGGUCAUAUCAGUGCAGCUUCAGGAAGCAGCAGUUCUUACAGCCACUUUAUAGUUGCACAUUUGAUUAUCUCUCAGAAAGUGCAAAUGCACUAAGAGAACUUCUUUGCACAGAUUAUUUUUGUUGGCUUCAUAAGUUUAUAAAGCUACAGGAAACAUCCACCCCAUAGAGAAAGAAGAUCUAUAUUUUCAGAUCAUUUAACUGAUUAUAUUGUACUUAUAAACAGUUACAGUAUGUAUUUCACUGGAAGGUACUGUAAUGUAAUCUUACUGGUUUAGUUAAUGGCUACAUUUUUUAUAAAUGUAUCAUUUGAUUUUACAAGUUAUCUGAUCACCGUAAAAUAAAAAAACAAUUAAGUUUUCGCGAAAACAGUAAGCCAUUAUGCUACAAUUGCCUGCUAACAGUGUUCAGUUACCUGAUUUACAACCUUCUGCUUGGGUAUUUAACAUGCCCAAACAGUUCCUCUUUAUUCCUCAGAGGACUCUGCAUAUAUUAGUAAUAUUAGGUAUAUGCUAAUGAAAUUCUCAUUUAUUUUCUUGCUGUCAUGCUUUAGUUAUUUAUGAUUAUGAUUUAUUUUCUGUUUUUCAUUACUUGUUUAUAUUACAUGUAUGGGAGGUUACAAAUUGUAGUCCUAGACCUCUGAGCUCACAUGCAGCCUUCUGACAGGCUCCACAGUUUUACCUAUUCACAUCUUAUGAAAUCGCCACACCAAAAUUUGCAUGUUCUUGUUUGGCCAAUGAGAACAGAUCCACCAUGCCUACAGGCUACAGGUCGUUUAAGUGGUCAUGUACUUUAAUCAGGACGUGUACAAAGUCAGCAGCUGUAAAAGAAGCAGGGUGCCAAGGUUAGAGGGCUCUGACUGUGCUCUUAGAACUAGUGUUACUAUUCAUAACCUCCAUUUUAUCUCCUACAGGCCUUGACCUAUAACAGGCUCUAGAGGCUUAGGAAGCAAAGCCAAUAGCUUGCAGCCAACCAGUACAACACAAUGACAAUGACCUCUGGUCACACAGAAAAGCCAGGUUCCAGGAAUGUUGCAACCACACUGCUGAAACAAACCAAGGGGCAAAUGUUCACGGUUACAUCAAAGAGGGCCAAACCCAUCAACUCAUAAGCACCUGAAAUGUACCUGACAUACUUUCACAUAGCCAAUAAGCAAGUCUGUUGUCUCAACAGGGACCUCAUCCACAGCCCAUUGCUAUAACAAAUUAACAGCUGCUGUGAGCAUCUCAAAGACACCGUGCGUUUCACAUAGCAUACUAAAGCAAGCAUGGGACCCAAGUUUCCCCUCUCUGUCGCCAGCAUGAGGGCAGAAUGGAAAAAAAAGUAUCAAGCAGUACCCUCCGAGAUCUGAAAAAAUAUCUGAUCUUCUUACACACAAAUGACAGACGGGCAUGAACUUUGGAGCUUCUGCAGUCUCUUCAAAUGAGCAAACAACCGGAGUUGACUGAUAUCUGCAUUUCCAAAGUUUGUGGCAGCAUUAGGGUUGUAUUCACAGAUAGCACCAUAAGGGGAAUUUCUCCUCAGUGGGCUCAUAUGGCUCACAAGAGAGACUCCAAGCACCACAGGAAUCGCACUGCAGAACAGUUGACCUCUGUCACCUCACUCCCUGCAGGAACAGCUUUAGGAGAAGGUGACUGAACAGCAGCCUCCCAGCAAAACCAGCAUGAUAAAAUUAAUUCACUGAUGCGCAAACCUUAAUUGUGGAGUGCGACAGGACUGUGUAGAAACUGAAGCCUGAAGAAAGGCAACACUGAAGUGAUCAACUAGAGAUCCUCCCAUCAUCCAACCAUCCAGUUUAGUAAAACAGUGCAGUCUGGUCCCAGUCUAGUUUAUAUACAUUUUCAAUUUGGCCCUAAAAAUAAAGAAAAACUGAAUGCUGGAAAACCAUAUAAAUUUUGUACUCUUUUUUUCUAAUAUUUACAGAUAUUAGUUGAUGGAAACAUGCAUUAAGUUGUAUUUUCUUCUGCUGACUUUGUGGAAAAUCAGUUAUUUUCCCAACAUUUAAACUUCAUUAGAAAAGGGUAGUAUAAACAUAACCUAACAUCACUAUCAAAAUAUCAGUCAGUAUCAGAGUGGCAACUCAGUCACUGGCGAGGAGGACACCAGGUCAGCAGUAAUAAAAUAAUCCAAAAAAUAUCCUAAAAACACACAGUCCAGGUGGCUAGAAGCAAGUCAAGCAGGUCGUAGGAAGGGAGCAAUGAAAACAGGUACUCAUCAGCAAAGCUGGGCAGCAGGUCACCAGUGGUACACCUCCUCACUUUCUACCUCUAGGUCUAUGUAAUUAGUUAGAGGCAGGAAAGGGCAAGAAGGUGUAGCUGGAGUGGUGCAGGCCGUGCACCACACAUGCACAGGUUAUGUCCACAUACACCGCACCACAGUGAUACUGGAGGAAGAGAAAGAGAGGAGGCCACUGUUGUAUCAAAUUCACCUCAUUGGUCCUGUUGCUUUUUCAGUCACUGCUUGAAAGUUGGAUGCUAGGCUAGAACGCAGUAAGCAUUUUUAAGAUGUGGGUCGAUGAAUACACUCUAAUUGGCCGAAGUACUUGCAAAUUUUAGUGCAUACUGCAGGGGUGACUGAGUAAGCCUGUUUUUUUUUCUAGGUCAAAUCCUGUAUGAGAUAUAACCAGGGGUGCAGUGGAAACUAAACGCAUAAACACAGUUUAACCAUCUUUCAAUGUCUAAAAUAGUGUUUACUCAAUUGUUUAUGCAGACGUUACAUGGGUUACACUCUAUCGCACUUUUCUCUUGGAAAUUUUGGAUUGCUCAUAUGUAAUCUGCCAAUCACUGUAGCUUUACAUGAGCACUAGGAGCCCACCACCCAACUCUGAGUGGGUCAGACUGAUGAGACAGACGGGAUGGACAUCCAGCAGUAACUAUUUAUAACGUGAUGAAUAUUGAAUAAAUAACUAUUAGCAGUCAGGCCUGAUGUGCAGCAACAGUUUUCCUGAUCUGUUAAGAUUUACCCACCCAGGAGUAGUCCUUGAUAGCAGAUAACUGCAGUGAAGGAGGUUUCAUGUAAAAAUCAUGGUCUGCUACAUGGGGCCGUUGGAGCUCAUGAAGCUCAGACUGAUAAUUCAAUUUUAGCUUCAGACGUUUACAGUUCUCACUUGAUACAGAAUGUUCUGACUUUUAGAAUUAAACACAAAUAGGUGUAUUGUCAGCACUUUUAUUUUGAUGUUCAGUGCAGUGUCAUAUUAUUUCCUAAAGCUAGACCCAGUUGUGCAGUAACAGAGUUGCAUUCAGAUGAUCUUUGUGCUUUGGUGAUUCUAUAAUUGGUAAAUGAAAUAAAUAUACAGUAUACAACAGGAAGAGAAAAGAGUCGAUUAGGGGUGCAAGAAAGUGUGUUAUACAUCGCUGAAGUCAAACAGCCAUAGAAAUUCAGUUUUCGAGUAUUAAAAAACAUUGUGGAGGCAGAUAUUUCUGAGUCAGGGUCGGAAGUGAGGCGGAACAAUCAGUACAGAGUGUGUUCGAUAAUAGGGCAGGAAGUUGGCCGUGUGGCUUCAGAUACUGGCGUUGUUUAAGCUUUGGCACUGCUGCCUCCUCAGUGAAGCAUAAUGACUAAGUUUGUGUAAAAGUAUAAAAACUCAGUAAGCAUCUGCAGCCAUACAAAGGUCGAAUGCACCCGAAAGAGGUUCUACGAGAUCUGUGAUUACAACAAGAGUUCUGGAUGAGUAAGGAUUAGGGAGGUCUUACUGGUGUUCCUGAAAUACAGUACAGAAAGUGAAUUAAGAAAAGACUCUCAGAAGAAGGGUCCAAUUUUUCCAAAGAGCUUGUAUGGUUACAAACAACAGUCUCUCAUUACGACAAGAGGUAUGUUAGCCAUUUUCCACUGCCUUGUGUAUUCCUCUCUUUCUCCUAACAAGCUAUGUUACCCUGGUCAGACAUGCAGUUCAAUGUCUGAGAUGCUUCAGUGCUUAACUUAAUUUGUUUGUGAGCCUUUUUGUUUUUUCUUUUUUUGUCUCAUUCAUUCUCUAGCAUUUGAAAAACUGAAAAAAGAGUAAAAUUGUGGCUGGCUGGGGUUUUUUACAGAAUGUUUAGAACAAAAUGUGUUAUGCAAGGUCUUCUCCAUUUUGAUGUUAAUCGUUUGCUGCACUUUUGCUAAAACAUAUGCUGUGAGUGUGGUACUGUUGUGAUUUGCAAAAUCAGAUAACUAAGGAGCACAUUAAGAUUUUUUGGAGCUGUCAGUGCACGCUGUUUAAAGUGUUUGGGGGGAACUGAAGUUGAUGGUUAUACAAGCAGACAUGCCUUACCAUUUUUUAAAAGACUAAAAUGGAUUGCUUAUUUGGCUUUUGUUACACAUUCUUGUAUACAGAAGAUAAUACAAAGGUAAUAAUAAACGUUUUAUUAAAAAAUAA